UGAGUUGUCAGCACAACGAAUGUCACGAGAAUGUCUUGCUUUUACUCGUGUUCGCCCACAGCUUUCCGGUUGCUGGAAGCGUUACUCCGCUAGGCUAUAAUAUAACUCGAAUGUCGCCUAAAUGUGUAUGGAGUUGCACAUGGAGUCCAGGUAGGCUAUUGUCCUAAUGAACUGAAUACAUGGAGAGGGGCUCGAACAUGACGGACGAGAAGGAUUGUGCGGACUGGAUGUCACAUCUUCCAGAUAAACUCUGGAGGGUACCACUAUGGAACCUCGCCAUCCCAGGUAGUCAUGACACAAUGACCUAUCAUCUGGAUGACCAUUCACCCAUUGUACCGUCUGCAUCCUACUUUUUGAGAAUGCUAGACCAUUGUUUGCCCUGUUUCACACGCCCUUAUAUGAAGAGGUGGGCCACAACCCAGACAAGGGACAUUUCAGAUCAGCUUGACGCGGGGAUUCGGUUCCUGGAUCUGAGGGUCGCUCAUAAGAGACAAGAUGACAACGAUCAUUUCUAUUUCGCCCAUGGAAUCUACUCUAAGCAGACUGUGAAGGACACCGUCACAAAUGUAGCACAAUGGCUACAGAAGCAUCCUAAGGAGCUGGUGAUCAUUGCAUGUUCAGCAUUCGAUGGCAUGAAUAAAGAAGAACACCUGGAACUUAUUUACUUCCUGAGAGGACUAUUUGAGAAAAAACUGUGCCCCAAGACCGAAACCCCCUCCCUCAGUCUGUGCUGGGAAUGUGGCUAUCAGGUGAUCCUCUCGUAUGACAACCCAGUUGCAGAAAAAUACACUGGCUUCUGGCCGAAGAUUGAUUACUGGUGGGCCAAUACGCCUGACCCAAAGGAUCUCAUCUUAUUUCUUGAGGGGCAGAAAGAAAGUGGAAGGCCAAAAGAGUUAUUUUUUGUGGCUGGAAUGAACCUCACAGAAGAUGUACAAUAUGUCUUGCAGCAUCCUUGCCAAACUAUGAGGAGUAUGACUUUGAAAGCCUAUAACUUUUUACUUGACUGGGUCAAGAAGCAGCAUCCGGGUCCAAGUAAAAGAAGUCUUAACAUCAUCUGUGCAGAUUUUGUGGGAGACAAUGAAUUUGCUCAUAUUGUGAUUGCACUUAACAAACAAAUUCUCUGUUGAUCUGUGUUGGUUUGAUCUGCUGCAAAUGCAUUAAUAUCAGUGAGCAUAUGCACACCUGUUUGCACAACUGUU
Messenger RNA from Alosa alosa (allis shad), 1199 nucleotides. RefSeq names its product PI-PLC X domain-containing protein 1-like. The coding region runs from base 180 to 1127 and encodes 315 amino acids. The record is from RefSeq and is a predicted model, not a curated record. Lineage: Eukaryota; Metazoa; Chordata; Actinopteri; Clupeiformes; Clupeidae. The transcript is spliced from 7 exons. Gene Ontology annotation, molecular function: phosphoric diester hydrolase activity. Gene Ontology annotation, biological process: lipid metabolic process.